AUGUCCCGAGUCACUCCUCCCGUUACCAAACUCACCCAUGCUCUUCGUCGUAGCAUCAGUACUACUUCUACUGUCGCAAGUCCCAGUUCGAAAUUGAAUCUUAAGGGUGCUAAAGCUGAUCUCAUCUCCAAACUCUCUACCCACGAACGCACUAUAACCACCACCCAUCGCCCACUUCCCCCAUCAAUAAAAACCAUCCCCCUCAUGCAAGGAUUCCGCACCUCUGCGCCACGUCCCUCUCCCUCGUCCACCACAUCAACCCUCGACCAUCUCGUACUUCCCCGGCUUCACACCGAGCCCCCUUCCACGUACACGAUGCGUGUUCCCAUUCUCCCCGAUAACUACCGCGCUUCUCAAUCCAUCAAAGAAAGCAUCGACACUGCAGUUCCUCGACAGGAAAUCCACAUUAUCAGUGCGCAGCCGGAAGAAUUCGUUGCAAGUGUAAAUGUGUUGACGGAGGUGGUGGGGAACGAAGCGGAAGCGAGUAUGGAUUUGGGAGAAUGGGUCGAGGGGAUCAGGAAUAAAGGUGAAGAGAUGAGGGGAAAGUUUGUGGGGAGAGAUAGUGAACAGGGUGUUCUGGCUGAAUUGUGGAUGAGUAUUCGUGAGGAUAUUGUUGGAUCCAAAGGGAAAGUAGCUCUCUAA
Messenger RNA from Sclerotinia borealis F-4128, 642 nucleotides. Lineage: Eukaryota; Fungi; Ascomycota; Leotiomycetes; Helotiales; Sclerotiniaceae. The record is from the annotation of a GenBank genome assembly.